This is a messenger RNA of Cladophialophora immunda, 644 nucleotides long. RefSeq lists its product as uncharacterized. Lineage: Eukaryota; Fungi; Ascomycota; Eurotiomycetes; Chaetothyriales; Herpotrichiellaceae. The coding region runs from base 166 to 603 and encodes 145 amino acids. The transcript is spliced from 3 exons. The record is from RefSeq and is a predicted model, not a curated record.
UGAACGAUCGCGCGAUUUGGAUUGUGAGCGACAGACCAUGAGGCCACGACAGAAGGGAGCAGUUGACCUUGGUUUUCUAUAGGUGCUAUACCAAUCAAAGGUUGAACAGUACCUCAUUCGACAUUUCCCCGUCCACCUGACAAUGAGCUCGAGAACAUCCGGCAGAUGUGGAGCAAACGAAGAAGCCGUCAUAGUGGCAGUGCCAACUCCAUGCUCUUGGUGAUACAGUACCAUUGGCGAAUUCUGCUCUUCGCGAGACUGAGACAUUACGUCGAUAUGCCGACGCCUCGACAUCUCGCAGUGGACAUGACUCGGAGUGGACAGCCCACAGACAGCCUACAGAGUUCGACACACGGACAGCCAACCUCCAGCGGACGGGUGGUACAUAGAGUCUUCACGCAUCACUUUGAAACUGAGACUGACACGCUGACCACCAUUUUGGGCUCAAAGCAAAUGCCUCUGCUUGGGCACAGGAGAUCAGGUCUGACCUGGUCUAGUUUAUGUCAAACAGGAUAUCUUCGCAGGCUUAGCACGGCUUCUGCUCCAUACCGCAUUCCAAUUUUGUGGGGUACCGGACAUCAAACACCAGAGAUAACAUCCUGAAGGUUUGGGCAGGGGCCGGUCUAGCUUUUCAGAGUGACAAG